This is a messenger RNA of Anastrepha ludens (Mexican fruit fly), 11013 nucleotides long. RefSeq names its product protein fork head (gene fkh). The record is from RefSeq and is a predicted model, not a curated record. Gene Ontology annotation, biological process: cell differentiation; anatomical structure morphogenesis; regulation of transcription by RNA polymerase II. The transcript is spliced from 2 exons. Lineage: Eukaryota; Metazoa; Arthropoda; Insecta; Diptera; Tephritidae. Gene Ontology annotation, molecular function: RNA polymerase II cis-regulatory region sequence-specific DNA binding; DNA-binding transcription factor activity, RNA polymerase II-specific; transcription factor binding.
CAAGUGGCGAACUAUGGUUGAUUCGCUUGCACGUACGCACUUCUCCUCUGACUUUUCUAUGUUAGCAGGCUGGUGUAGGAAAGGGUGGCGCGCAAAGGCAGCCAGCUUGCAAGCGCUACCGACGGAAGCAUUCAACGGCAAGCGCCUGCAUGAAAAUAACACACACAUGCUCACACGCCAAACGAAUACAGAGCGCCUUUGCUACCACUAAAGCACAGAUGGUUCACCAAUUUGUACCAAUACUUACGGAGAGUAUGGCCAAUUGGUAUACUCUCCGUAGUUACGGUGGUGGUGCUGCUCCAACUUGUAUUGGUGAGGACGGUAUGGUAUGGCUCUGGUGCUGUUUUAGCUGUUGCCUCUGCUGCAGCCACUGUGCGUCGCCGCUUUAUAUUUUUGUUAGUAAGCCAAAUAGUAAGCAGGCAUUCCCCUCUGCAAACAGUCACAUUCAAGAGCUCAAGCCAAAGAGUACUCGAGCGCGCACAGCUGCCGAAAAAGUAGAAACGGACAACCGAUAACCGAAACGCACAGUGAAACGCCUGAGCCAAGUUAUAACCGUUUGCUUUGGCUUAGUUAUUUUCCCUACCGAUUUUUGCAGUCGUUAUUUGCUAGAUGCAUUGUUCAAUUGUAGUGUACGGCUAUCGGGACUGACGGUUUGACCCGUCCCUACGCACAAACCGAAAACAAUUCGAGCAACCGACCAUCGAAGUCUUAGCAUUAACAUUAGUGUCCGUCACGAAUCGUAUUUGUGACCGCGUGCAUCGCAACACAAUAGCAAGAAUUAUAUUUUACGUUCGAAUUGACAUACCGCAAAAUUGCAAAAACAAAUAAGUUCUUCAUAGAAAUAAUAAUAGAAACGAAACAAAAAACAAAGCGAAAAAAAACCGAAAAGUGGUAGCAGUGGUAAAGCAAACACCAAAGCCAACAAGAAGUGUAAAGUGUAUUGAAGUGAUGUCGAAGAAGAUGAGUGAAUGAAGGAGUGCGCGCAAUUGAUUUCCAAGUCUUGAAUUAAACUUACAAAUUGACAAAAUUGCUACCUGGCUGAAUUAAAGUUGAAAAUACCAGCUACUAUCCAGGUGCAUGCGCUCUGCCGACAUACCAACUGCUCACUUCCCAACGAGUGUAACUUUUUACGCGCAAGCAGGCACACCAAGUUAGCGCGAAUAAAAAUGUGAAUUUCUGUAUUUAUGUAAAAAUAAUUACCUGUAAUAAAAAACAAAAAAAUUCAAGCAGAAAACUGAUUUUUUAGUAAAGACUCCAACCGAAAGUUCAUCCUUUCACGCACUUGCAGUAAGGUGCCGACUUCAGUCCGCCGCGAAGUCAGUGUUCGCGACGUCUAAUUCCGUCGGAAAUUUGAAAUUGUAUUAUUUCAUCCGCGCGACCAGUGAACAGCCGCCAACAUAACGGCGCAAUUGUUAAACAGUUUCCUGAAGGGAUCGCCCCACCAGACGACGAUCGACAUCAUGCAAAAACUCUACGCGGAGGCGCCGAGCAACGGGCCUCCGGUAAGCAUGAGCAGUAGCGUCGGUGCUGGUAGUGGUGGUGGCUCAAGUAGCGUCGGUGGUGGCACAAAUGCGGGCGGUGGCGGAGGCGGCGGUGGGAGUGGCGGCGGAAAUCCCUCGAACCCUCACCCAAACAACCCGACCAGCAAUGGUGGCACAAUGAGUCCGCUCGCACGCAGCGCUUAUACCGCAAUGAAUUCCAUGGCAAUGCCCGUCGGUGGUAUGUCUUCAGUUUCGCCACAAACCGCCGCAUUUGGUGCAUUGGAGUCUGCAGCAGCGGUGGCAAGCAUGAGCGGUAGCAUGGGCGCCGCAGCUGCUAUGAAUUCAAUGGCAGGUAAUUGCAUGACGCCGAGUUCGAUGAGUUAUGCCUCCAUGGGCUCACCGUUGGCCAACAUGGGCAACUGCAUGGGUGGUGGCAUGUCGACGAUGGCUGCAAUGGGUGGUUACUCCUCCAUGGCAGCUGCGGCCAGUGCACGUGAGCUGGACACAGGGUCGCCGAACUCGCUGAACCGAGCACGCAUCGAUAAACCGACUACCUAUCGCCGGAGCUACACACACGCCAAACCGCCCUACUCUUACAUCUCGUUGAUCACAAUGGCGAUUCAAAAUAACCCGUCACGUAUGCUCACACUGUCUGAAAUCUACCAGUUUAUUAUGGAUCUAUUUCCAUUUUAUCGCCAGAAUCAACAACGUUGGCAAAACUCUAUACGUCACUCUUUAUCGUUCAACGAUUGUUUCGUGAAGAUACCACGUACACCAGACAAGCCGGGCAAAGGUUCCUUCUGGACGUUACACCCAGAUUCGGGCAACAUGUUUGAAAACGGUUGUUAUUUGCGGCGCCAGAAGCGUUUCAAGGACGAAAAGAAGGAGGCGCUGCGUCAGCUGCACAAGAGUCCGUCGCACAGCAGCCUCGAGGCGACAAGUCCUGGCAAAAAGGACCACGAAGAUUCGCACCACUUACAUCACCAUCAUAGCCGCCUGGAUAAUCACCAGCAGCAUCAUCACAGUAAAGACGUGACGGGCGCAGCAGUGGGAGGGCCAGGCAGUGUGCUCAGUAGCGCCGUUAGCCGAGAUCAACUGGCGAUGAUGCAAGCAAACGCAGAGCUUUGUUUGGGCCAACAGGCUGCACAACAUGUGCCCAGCCAUCACCAUCAACAACAUCAUCAACUGCAGCACGAAGAGCUGUCGGUAAUGGUGAAUAGGUGCCAUCCAUCACUGAUCAGCGACUACCACCCUUCCAUGCAUCAUCUGAAGCAGGAGCCAUCCGGUUAUACGCCAUCCAGUCAUCCCUUCUCCAUUAACCGGCUCUUACCCGAGUCCAAGGCAGACAUCAAAAUGUACGACAUGAGCCAGUAUCCCGGCUACAAUGCGCUCAGCCCAUUGACGAACUCACACGCGGCCUUAGGACAAGAUUCAUACUACCAGAGUCUCGGUUAUCAUGCGCCAGCCGGCACGACCAGUUUGUGACAUCACCAGUACCCAUUGGCUUAAGGGCGAGCUGACCAGAUGCUGCGAAACGUGAAUGUUAACGCCGCCAGUGGUAGCAGCAGCAGCAUCUUUGGUAGUGCCGCCGCAGCUGCAGCGGCGGCUGCUGGUCUAAAUACGCUGCACAACACCAACAUUGGCGGCAAUAUUGGAAGCAGUAGCGGCAGUGGCAGCGGCACCGGCAACGGCAAUGGGAAUACACAUGAAACACACUUGGAUCAACAUCACCAUCAUCAUCAUCACACCGCCGCCCACCAACUCCAUCACCAACAGUUGACGCAUCCACAUGCGGCACAUCAGCUGAUGCAGCAACAGCAACGCAAGGCGUAUAUUAAGUCAAUGCAACAACACUACCAACAACAGCAACAACAGCACAGCGCCAGCAGCACUGGCAGCUCGAGUGCGCACAAGCUAAGCGCACAUCAGCAACAAUUGCUGCAGAGCCAAUUGACGCCACCAGAGCUGCAGGAUGAUGCGUCGAACAUUACAACCGAUUUGAAUGAGGAACAGCAGUUGCAGCUACAGCAGGCGGCACAACAACAACAUCAGCAACUUUACAAUAAUUACCAACAAUAUGCGGCGGCUGCCUCCUACCGAAACUGGAACCACGGGCUGGCGCUGAACGGUGCCGCGGCGCUACAAAACCUGCUCUAGUGCUGGGAACACUGAGAGCCGUAUGCGAGUAUUGACAAAAAGUGGCUUUGUUGUCUGGCUGUACGCUUCUAAAACGCGCGGAGAAGAGCGGUUGAUAUAUUACAAACGCGCGAUAAACGAAGCAAUUAGCGGAUAGUUGCUGGCGCGCGUGCAAAACCAGCAAACACAGGCGUGCCGGUGGAGUUUGCAAGUGCGCCCAAGAAAGGCGGGCAUUAGGUGAAGACGCCUCACAUGUCUUCUUUGGCGAAUUCAAGCUCGCAAAGGGUGAUCCGCAGUGUUGAAGGUCAGCGUGCGAGCGUUUGAUGAUUUCCGAUGGCUGCCAGCGCCUGCGCAGAGAAGCUGGCCGCAUCUUUGAGAUCUCCGCGCAAAAUAGCAACGAAGCAGACAUAGAUGUAUAAAUUUAAGGUUUGUUGUUGCAGUUAUACACAUUUUUUUUUUAAAUUAAAGUAGGCCGAACGCGUUACUAAUGUACAUAUGAAUGAAUGUAGUGUAGUUAUAUAUUUUGUUUUAAUUUGUACAUCCUCUUAAACACUUUCAGUUCUACAUUUUUGCUUUGCGACUGGCGUUCAAAGCUCUGCUUUUGUGACUUGUAAAAAUACUAUAGAUCGAUUUAAGUUUAUAUCUCCGAUUAGAUUUGCAUUGUUUGGGCUCAUAUCCUUGUGAUCUGACUCAUUUGAGCAUAUUUGCUUGCCUGCAGAUACAUAUAUAUGCACGUAUGCUGCACUUAUAUGCGGAGCAGGAGUUUUUCUUUAUGUAAACAGCAAUCAAAAGUGAUGUAGUUGUAAGAGAAAAUGUUUUCCAAUUAACAAAAAAAAAAAACAAAAAAAAAAAAUAUACAAAAAUCGAACUCAAACGCAAACACGAAUAUGAAAAAUGAUAAACAUUCUUAUUCACAGUCCGAUAUUUGUUACAUUGAAAAUCGAAAAGAUUCGCUGUAACUAUCAUAUAUUCACAUACGUACGUCUGCUUUGGUUGUACGUAUGUAUGUGCGCACACCAUACGAGCAUUUUCAAAAAUUCAUUGAUGGAGCCCUGGCAGGUUCUCGGUUUGACACAAAUUUCGUGCCAUUUAUAAAAAAAAAACUAAUCUAUGUAUGUAUAUGUAAAGGAGGAAAGCGCGAGCGCGAAAGUAGAAAAAAAAGCAUAAAACAAAAACAAGUUUUAAUUGAAAUAAACAACAGUUUUUUUUUAAAAAAAUAUUAUAUAAUUUGUAAGCAGUGUAUAUUUCACUUAACUUUCUUUUUUAUUCAUACAAUACAAUAGUUUCUAAGCAAAAUGUUUCUAAUUAAUAUUUACUUACUUAUACUAGUGUAGAAAUGUUAUACUCCUAACACUAUGCUAUGUCCGCUGUAAAACACAGUGCAAGUGCAAUUGAUGUAAUUUUACAAAAACACAAAUAUUUUAUGUUAAGUUAACAGCCAAAGGGCUGUCAAUGGGAAAUUUGCGUGAUCGCUUGUCGAUCGACGCUAGAGACCAAAUUCGAAUGGAAAUGAUCAAAAACCAAAAAAUGAAUCUUCAGCAAAAUUUCUACAAUUAAAAUAAUUUUACUAUUAUUAUAAUAAGUUAAUAUUAUGCAUACUAGGGGUGUCCCUAUUUGCAUGCAUAUUUUGUUUUUCAUUUUAAUUUUUCUAGUUUGAAUCAUUUUUUUUUUAAUUUUAUCUGCAAUAAGUUAAUAAAAUGAACACUAGGGGUGUCCUUAUUUGUAAGCAUACUUUGUUUCUAAUUUUCAUGAAUGUAGGGCGAGCUAACAUUUUGCCAGUUUUGCAGCUAUUCAUGUAAAUACAGCCUUAACAAUUUCAUUUGAAGCACUAAAUACAUAUUUAUCUUGCCACAAAACGAGCUUUACUGGGUUUUGCGGUUAGAAAUUAUGUUGGAUGAAGAAAGCAUAAAAUGGCCCUUAUUAUGAGCAACAUUCGAUCUUCGACUAUAGUCGAAAGUGCUGAUCGAACGAAUUUUCAUUUGGUAUUAUGGUGCUCAUUCGUUGAAGAAUAGGACUAUUGUGAAUUUCGAUCGCUCGAUGCAUUUACAAUAGAUAAUUUUUCUCAGCUGAUACAGCAAAUCAAAAUAAAAGAAAAACCGAUUGUGUUGAAAUUCUUUGCUAACAACAAUUUUAAAAGUUAAAAACAAGUAUUUUUUGUGAAAAUGGAGUACAACGGAGUUGUGGUUCGACGAUUCAACGCUCGAUGAAAGAUUAGUGGAACUAGCUAGAUGUAGAAAACAGCUGAGGGGCGCAUCCAACCCCCUUGAAAUGGCUUCCACUGAUUUUUUAAAGAACUUUAGAUUAUCUAAAGAGCCGUUUAUGAACCUACUGUCCAGUACAAAAAACCAUUUGCAGCAGUGCACCCGAGCCAAGAGCUCUUCACUAUUCUCCAAAAAAAGCAACACAAAUUAUUAAUGUGUGUGCAGCUUUGCACAACAUUUGCUUGUUUUAUAAUGUUCAACUUCCGGAUGAAGAGUUAUCCGAUGAGACCCUCAACGAUGAUGCUGAAGAUAUUGAAGUGGAGUCAAAUAACGGAGAAGCAGAAAACAUAAGAAAUGAAAUUCUUAGAAUAUUAUAGAAAAAUCUAAAAAGUUUUAAAUAGAAACCUUUACGCCACAGUUUCUGUUUUAUUUUUGUUAUAAAUUUUCUUUAUUCAAUUAUUCGUCAUUCGAAAAAAAUAUGUAUUUCAGUUCCUCUACGUAUUUCAGCCCAUACCUGCCAAGGGAAAAUAAUAAAAAAAUAAAAAUGUAUUUCUAUAAACAUCACAAAAAAAAACUUUAUUAACCUUAAUCCAUUUUGCUGCCGUUCUAACUGGUGGUCCCAAGCAAUUCAGGUCCGUUGUAAAUUCCUCGCAAAAUAUUAACAUAUAUUAACAUAUUCCUGCAUAAUAUUAACAAAAUUAGUAUAUAUUUAUUAUUUGGUUACUAUAAAACAAUAAAUAAUCGCAAACAACUUACAUUUUAACAAGUUUUCCCACAAUACGCUACACAAUCGAAAGCAAAAUUGCAUUCGACUCUAAAUUCGGUAUACAACGAAAAUUUCGACAGCGUUGCACCGCUCAUAAUACCAAAUUGACAUUCGAUUUUCGAUCUUCGACAACCAACGAAUAUCGAAGAUCGAAUGCAACUCAUAAUAGGGGCCAAUAAAACAAAGCGAUAGCAAUUGAGAAGCUUUGUUAGUAACUGCAUUUUUUGUUUGCGAACGAGAAAGUUUAAAACGCCCAUUGCAUCAUCAAAGCUGCCGACGGAGCAAUGGUAUUUCCGGAGACUAAAAAACUCCUCCGGCUGCCGUAGUCGAAUGGGUUGGUGUGUGACUAACAUUUGGGAGUGCGUGGUUCGAAUCUUUGUGCAUGAACAUCAAACAGUUUUUUCUUAUUAGCAGUCGCCCAGGUAAUGGCAGACCUCCGAGUGUAUUUCCGCCAUGAAAAAGCACCAUAAAAGCCAUUUGCCUGUAGGUCCUCUAUUUGUGGAACAAAAACAAGACGCAGGCCACAAGUAAGAGGAGGAGCUCGGUCAAACACCUAACAGAAGUGUACGCGCCAAUUAUUUACUUUAUUUUAUUUUGCAUUACUUCGGAGUGGCGUUUAAUCUUCCUCAUUGCAAGGUCUAUGCCUGUGUCCAGGUCCCGCUUUUUCAUGCGGAGAAUUUUUUCCGCAUAACCACUGAUGAUCUCCCACGUUUCCCUUUGCUUAGCUUCUUGUCGCUUGCAUUUUCUGUGGUUUUGUGAUCGACUGCAAUCUCCAACGUUCGACGCUCUUGUUCGCAACACAUGCAUUCAAAAUAGGUCGGUGCAUUGGUUCCGAGGUUCCUGGUGUACCAUGCAGUAACGGCUUUUAUUAGCCUUAUUUUUUUAGAAUUUGUCUAAAUUUGCUAAAAACCACAAAAGCCAAAUGCUGGGAUAAAAAUGUUAUUUCUCCGUAUUAAAAUAUCCGCUAAAUAAAGAAUGUGGGCGUCAGCUAUUUAUAAAGGGGUAUAUUCAGAAACGCAUUAUAAAUGCACAGUAAUUGCAGCGCUGGCAGCACUGCCAAUGUGACAAGUGAUGCAAUUGAUAGAUUUGUUAACGAUUUGCAAAAAGAUUUGUUGCAUUUAUGAACGCGUUUUACACUAAAAUGGAAGUAUUAUUGAGUUUAGUUGUUGACGAUAUAUUUGAAGUAAAAAGUGAUAGUUUUUUGCUAAAUUUAAAAAAAAGACGUGUAAAGCUAAAAAGAAGAUCACAUAUAGUAAGAUGUUCAUUAAAACGAAAAAUUCCCAAAAAUAAAUCUUGUUUGCUAGUCGCUAAUGCUUUUUAAUUUAUUGCGGUUGUAAUUCAUUACUUUUCCAAUUUAAAAAAAAAAAAAAAAAAUCUUUUUUGAAACAAUUAGAAAAUUUUCGCCACGCGAUUUGCCCGUCUAUUUUCAAAUCUUUAUUCACUUUUUUUAUUUCUUCCGCCACCUUAUUCCACAAAACACUCUUUUUCCUCCUCCCUGAAGCAAAUUCACUUUCCAUGCUCAGUCAGACUCUGAGAAGCAACUUUACUUCCGAUGUACUUAGAUAAUCGCUAAAAUCAAGAAAAAUGUAAUAAAAUAUUGUUUUAAUAACGUAUAUUUAAUAUAUCUUUGCAUUAAAAGCUAAAAAAAAUUAGUUUUAUACUCAGUUUUCAUCAGACAUCAUAUUAGCGUAAUCAGCGGCAGUAUUAAAAUUUUUCCUGCAAAUAAUGCGUGACGUUUGAUACAAAAAUGGCGGUUUGGAACGCGAUGCAUUUGCAGUACUGCCAUAUUUGCAUUUCUGAACGCAUUGCUAACACUGCAAAAGUACGUUGCGCAUUAUAAUGCGUUUCUGAAUAUACCCAAGUAUACGGAAUCGCCACAACCCGUAAUCCAAGAGACCGCCAAAAUUAUAUAAUACGAGCAUUGCGAUUUUCGGUUAGCAGAAUUACGAGUUAUAGGUACAAGAAUCAAAAAGAUUUCAGUUGUUGAGGUUUUUAGUUUUUCUAUAAAUUUUGUUCACCAUUUCGCACAGCUUUUAUAAUUUCUUGUUUUGUUUUUGUGUAAAUGCGCAGAUAAAAGAAAAACAAUUGUACGAGUAACUGUGAAAAAAUGGCCAAAAAGCCGUUUGUGCUUUUUAUUUCUAUUUCAUUCAUUACGACUCAUUUUACUCAUAGAACUCAAUCAGCUGAGAUUUCGAGCUAUAAAGCGUUUUUACACAACCAAAAGCAAAAAUAAGGGUUUAGAGAAAUUUGCGAUUUUUUUACUAUUAUAUUUCAUCAAUUAUGAGUUAUGUAGCAAUAGGAGAAAUUAAUAUAGAGUCCGCCAUAUAACUUUACGGAACUAAAAAUGCUAUAAAAAAGAAACUACUCAAUAUUUUUCCAAACUGUUUUUCUUAUUUUGAAGAACAAUCCUUCCGGCUAAUGAUGGAACACAACUUCAUUCAUAUAGCUGCCUCGGCUAGCCAUGCACCAUUCCAUACGAUCGGACCAAUUUUUCAACACAUUUUCGAUUGUAUGCGGCUGUAUUUCAGCUAUGACAUCGCGUAUGUUGGUCUUCAGUGCAUCAAUUGUUGCUGGUUUGUUGGCAUAACACUGGUCUUUGACGGCACCCCAAAGAUAAUAAUCCAACGGCGUCACGCGUUGGUUUGUCAAUAAGCAACCCAGUUUCUCUUACUUUUUUCGCAAAGUAACGCACAUACGCUUCAUUCGGGGCUUUUCUUCUUCCCAUUGCCGUACGUAAUUUUCGUACACAUUGUGCAACAUUACCAUGAUUUUCAAAGUAAUGUCGCAAUAUUUCCCAGCGUUUUUUGAGCGUAUACACAACCAUUUUCGUUCAGCGGAAGAAUAAAACUAAUUUUCUGUCAAAUCAGAUUACAGCUAAGUGUUACCAUUCUUCAAAUAAUACCUAGCUCAAAUCCGUAACGAUAGAUGGCGGGCCCUGUAUAAGUCAUAAAGCAUUUUUUGGCAGACGCAACGAUAAGAAAAAGUUAACUAACUCGAAGGAGAAGGAACAAUUUUCGAGAGCACCAAAUUACAUAAAAAUAAAAUAAAUAAUUGGAGCGCACACUUCUGUUAAAUGUUUGGCUAAGCUGCAUGGCGCGGAGUUCUGACUGCAGCAAUCGUCUCCAGGUAACCAGCCCCGUUUUCUCUUUUGGAUCUCUAAUAGUAUUGGCUUUCGCUGGGUCCAUAAGUCAGUAUUCGCGAUAGUAUUUGGAGAAUUUUUCGGAGGCAUCUGUUUACAAAGCUUGAGCAUGGCCGAGCGGCUUACAUUUUUUAGCCACUUCCCACUUCCCAACGGCAAAUGGUCUUUACAAGUAGCAGUGGGCUUGUUCGAGCUUCAAUCACACCCGCAGUGUUUGCAAGAUUUGUGAAAUUAUCACGUUUGAUGUAAAAUUUUAGCAACAUUAUCAAAAGCAUCACGUUCGAAGUGUCGAAAAUUCGGCAAAUGUUGCGCGUGAAUAUAAAUAAAUCGGCAUAAAAAAUUGUUUGUUUGCCGAACAUCAGAAAAGUAUCAGUUGAGCAAUUGCAACAGUGUUGCAAAUUGUCAUCAGUGCAGCAGUAGUGCCGCUUUUAUUACGUGCCUCGAACAAGCCCAUUAGCAUGACAGUAUAGCAACACAAAGGCUACGUCUGCCGAGGCACGUUGGCUAUAAGAAACAAACUUUCUCUAACUGCUCAUGCUUAUCGCCUUCAUCGCUCCUAGAAAUAACCGAAUGGUAGUCAUGGAAUAAACCAUUCGCCUUAGUCGGCGCUUACCGCAAAUAAUAAGGACACUCCUAAUACAUAUGUACUUAAAUAUGUCGAUGCAAACAUUUCUAAUGAAGUUUAUUAAACAUGUUUUUUCACCUCCAGCAUUAACUUUGAAAAUCAUAGAACUGAAGCUGCAGUGUAACGUCGUUUCCAUUAGACGCCUCCAUUAAACGAACACUUCCCUUGGGCGAACAUUUUCCCUAAGCAAUGUCUUAGGUAUUGGAACAAAUUAGUCGCUUUUGAGCGGAUGCCUGUUUUGAGCGUACAAAAGUUGCUUGACGCUGAGGGUCCGCAUAAGCGAGAUUUCAGUGUAUUUUAAAUUACAUAUUUUGUAAAUCAUUUUUUUUUUCAUUACAAAGACCGGAUCAUAGUUUUUUGAAUAUUUGGUAAUUACUUUCAUUUAAGACAAUUGUAAAUAAAAAUAUACCCCAAAAACACAUUAAAAAAUUCCAUAAAUGCCUAACCUAAUGUAAAUUAAUGCAAACAUCGUAAAAGAUGUCAUUUACUAAAAAUACAAAAUACCGAAAGGACGAAUUGAUAGGAAAAGUGAAAUAUGAAAUGUACGUAAAAUGCAACAAAGUUGAAAGUAUGCGAGAAAAAAGUAAAAUUCAAAUUACAAAACACAAAAUCAGAAAAUUACAAAAAAAAAAAACGAAAAAAACACCAUGGGAAAACAAUCGGAA